Molecule: messenger RNA, 642 nt
Organism: Saxophila tyrrhenica
Lineage: Eukaryota; Fungi; Ascomycota; Dothideomycetes; Mycosphaerellales; Extremaceae
Exons: 2
Coding region: 1-642 (213 amino acids)
Molecular function (GO): hydrolase activity, acting on carbon-nitrogen (but not peptide) bonds
Source: RefSeq, a predicted model, not a curated record
AUGGCCGUUGCCUUCUUGUCAUCCGUCGUCUCUAACGGUCGCGCAGGCAUGGACAUGCUCGAAGAGAACAAAUCGACCCACGUUGUGGCUCCUGGACUAAAUUGGUUGAUCGCAACACUUUAUGAUGCAGAGGCGUUUGGGUACCCCAACACCAAAGCCGAGGAAGUUGGCUAUAAGACGGAGCUUGAUGCAGCCAUUGCUGGUCUGCGAGAAAUGCAUCGCCGAGGGAUCGUAGUGUUGCCCGGCGGCGACUAUGGGUUCGCGUGGACGCCCCAUGGCACCUAUGCCCGAGAUCUGGAGCAUUUUGUCAAGCUUCUCGGCUUUACGCCCCAUGAAGCACUGAUUGCUGCGACGAGGGGUGUGGCAAAGCUAAUGAUGAGAUCCCACGAGCUUGGUCAGGUGCAGCCAGGGUACUUUGCCGACUGUAUCCUGAUCAAUGGCAACCCUCUCGAGGACAUCACAGUGCUGCAGGACCAUGACAAGCUCGACGUGAUCUGCAUCAAUGGUCGAGUACACAAGGCUGGAAGGAAGGAAUACAUGCCGCCGCCUGUCUCUGGGCAAGACGUAAACCGACAUGUGAUUGUGCCAGACUUGCCGCAUGAGCUGCCGGAGGUCAAGCGGCCAAUGCAGAAGCAGUACUGA